AUGAUUCCCUCCGCCGCGCCGCUCAACACCAUGGCUACGAGGGCUAGCGCUACCCCCGACGACCAGGACGACUCCCGCUCGUCGUCAUCCACCGCCUCGCCUGCCCCUGCCGACAAUGAAGAGUCCGACUUCUUUCUCGGUGCCAACGAUUCAGAGUCGUCGUUGGGCGUUCCCAACUUCCAGGAUAUGCAGGUCGAGGACUCGUGCUGGCCGCCGAUAAACAGGCUGCCCAACGAGAUUCUCAUCAGCAUCUUCGCCAAGCUUGGCGCCACAUCCGACUUGUAUCACUGCAUGCUCGUAUCCAAACGAUGGUCCAGGAAUGCCGUCGACCUCUUGUGGCACCGACCUGCAUGCACCAACUGGAGAAACCACAGCAGCAUUUGCCAGACCCUGGGCCUUGAGCAUCCCUUCUUCAGCUAUCGAGACUUCAUCAAGCGCCUAAAUCUUGCAGCUCUCGCUGACAAAGUCAACGACGGAAGCGUCCUGCCUUUGGCCGCCUGCACCAGAGUCGAGAGGUUGACGCUGACAAACUGCAAGGGCUUGACCGACUCUGGCCUGAUCGCCCUGGUUGACAACAGCCCAUCACUGUUAGCCUUGGACAUUUCCAACGACAAGAACAUUACUGAGCAGUCCAUCAACGCCAUUGCUGAAAAUUGCAAGAGACUGCAGGGACUCAAUAUUUCCGGCUGUGAUAACAUCUCCAACGAGAGCAUGAUUAACCUUGCUCAAAAUUGCAAAUACAUUAAGAGGCUGAAACUGAACGAAUGCGCACAACUUCGCGACAAUGCCAUACUCGCCUUUGCGGAACAAUGUCCAAACAUUCUCGAAAUCGACCUCCAUCAAUGUCUUCAGAUUGGAAACGGCCCAGUGACAGCCCUCUUAUCGAAAGGGAACUGUUUGCGAGAACUUCGGCUUGCCGGCUGCGAACUCAUCGAUGACAGUGCAUUUUUGGGCCUUCCGGAAAAGCGCGUGCGAACAUACGAGCAUCUCCGAAUUCUCGACUUGACGUCCUGCACACGACUUACCGAUGCCGCAGUAGAAAAGAUUAUUGACGUUGCUCCCAGGCUUCGCAACCUGGUCCUCGCAAAGUGCCGCAACAUCACAGAUGCCGCUGUCAACGCUAUUUCGAGGCUUGGCAAAAAUCUUCACUACGUCCACUUGGGCCACUGCGGGCUAAUUACCGACGAAGGCGUCAAGAAACUUGUGCACAGUUGCAAUCGGAUUCGCUAUAUUGAUUUGGGCUGUUGCACAAAUCUGACAGAUGACUCUGUGAAGCGAUUAGCCUUACUGCCAAAGCUCAAGAGAAUAGGCCUUGUGAAGUGCAGCUCUAUCACUGAUGAGUCUGUAUUUGCCUUGGCUGAAGCUGCAUAUCGCCCCAGGGUACGACGAGAUGCUAGCGGAGUGUUUAUCGGAGGAGAAUACUACACACCGAGCCUGGAACGAGUUCAUCUGAGCUAUUGCGUUAACCUUACUCUCAAGAGCAUAAUGAGGCUACUGAACUCAUGCCCGAGACUCACUCAUCUCAGCUUGACUGGCGUUGCCGCAUUUCAACGGGACGACUUUCAAACCUAUUGCAGAGUCGCACCGCCUGAGUUUACACAGCACCAACGCGAUGUCUUCUGCGUCUUUUCCGGCAGCAUGGUCUCACAGUUCCGCGACUUCCUUAACACCUCACCCCGAUUCGAAGAGCUGCGGGAUAGUCUUCCGUAUCGAGCUGGUGGUGGCUCUCGUAUCAGAGGUGCAGCAGCUAGACGCUCGCAAGCCAUGGCCAAUUAUCUCAAUGCUGCAGAAGGGGAAGGAUUCGACGAUGAAAUGCCUGAUGAAGAAAAUGACUUUGAAGGUCUUGAUGGCACAGACAUGGCAAUUGACCCUGCUGCCCACCCACCACAGCAUCUACCUGCUGAUCUUGCGGGAAUUGAACCAACAAUACCGAACGUCGGACAACCGAUUCCAGUACCGCCACCUGCGCCAGGGGUCAUCCAAUAUUCCUUCCCUCCCGCUGGUUACCCUCAUCCCACCAUUCAACAUCUGCAACAACUUCACCAAAGUGUCAACCCGACUUACCAACACUUGCAACAUCAGCAAGCUGCAUCAAUGGGCCCCUUGGCGUUUUCUAGCUUUAUGACCAACGAACCAGCUGCUGGUAAUCCUCCACUUAGCGCGAAUGGGCGAGCACAGGCAAGCAUGGCACCAUUGACCUCGCCAGCGGUGCCUCAACAGGCGGGAUCGUCAUCUGGAAGUGGACUUGUGAAUGGCACUGGUGCCAGCACGGCAACGAUGCACCAGCAACCUCCGGAUGGCACCGAGCAAUGA
Messenger RNA from Pochonia chlamydosporia 170, 2313 nucleotides. RefSeq names its product ubiquitin ligase complex F-box protein GRR1. Lineage: Eukaryota; Fungi; Ascomycota; Sordariomycetes; Hypocreales; Clavicipitaceae. The coding region runs from base 1 to 2313 and encodes 770 amino acids. The record is from RefSeq and is a predicted model, not a curated record. Gene Ontology annotation, molecular function: protein binding. The transcript has 4 exons.